This is a messenger RNA of Penicillium roqueforti, 678 nucleotides long. Its product is annotated as transcriptional regulator family TF. Lineage: Eukaryota; Fungi; Ascomycota; Eurotiomycetes; Eurotiales; Aspergillaceae. The record is from RefSeq and is a predicted model, not a curated record. Bases 1 to 678 code for a protein of 225 amino acids. The transcript has a single exon.
AUGGACCAUUUCGACACAUGGGGAGUCGUCUUCGGCGACACAGAUGGCUUAUUCGAAAUUCUGCCCGACAUAGCAGUUCUUGCCGCCCGACGUCUCACAGAGAAAACCCCUUCACAGGCGAGCUUAGAGAUGCACCUAGCACUCUACGCCCGAAUAACAGAAUAUAAACCUCCAGAUUCUGCAGUCAAUGGUCAGAAAUCGCAGCCGCAACGGGAUACAGCACUCAAUCUCUGCCGGGAGGCUACCCUCCUCUAUCUCAGGACCGCAAUGGUCCCAGAUGCAUUAAAUGACACUGUAACAUUGGCGAAAGUACAGAAGCAUAUCGACAAUGUCAUGCUAUACGCAGAGCAGGCCACUAGAUCACCUUAUGAGGCUAUAUUCCAGGGUCCUCUGGUUAUUGCAGGCUCCUGCAUGUUGCGAACUGAACAACGACAGUCACUCCUAGAUGGCCUGCGGUCCAACAGAUUUCACAUGCAGCACUGCUUGCAGGCUGCUUUGCAUCUUGGGCAGCUUUGGAAUGACCCGAGUGGACGUGUAUUCGGGCCAUAUGGAUUAGCAACUACCAUGCGCCGUCGUGGGAUCAACUUAGGCAUUGCAAUAAUUCUUUCGGCGAAAAGCAAAAAAGCUACGAAGACACUUAAACGCGAUAGACUUGUCACAAUUCGGGGCAAGGGGUAA